Encephalitozoon romaleae SJ-2008 is the source of this 507-nucleotide messenger RNA. RefSeq lists its product as hypothetical. NCBI's taxonomy places the organism in Eukaryota, Fungi, Microsporidia, Unikaryonidae. The coding region runs from base 1 to 507 and encodes 168 amino acids. The record is from RefSeq and is a predicted model, not a curated record. The transcript has a single exon.
AUGAGUAGCCUGUUCAUGUCUAUGCAUGAGAGAAAAUUUGAAACGAACGAGUACAGUAUGCUUAUCUACACAACUGGCCGUGGCAGCAUCUUAUCUUGUGACAGCUGUGUAGAGCUUAUAACACCUGUCCACAUAAAUUUCCCUAAGGAGUUUAUUCUGAAAGAAAACAGAAUAUUCUGCAAAAUAAGAAUCGAAGGCUGUUAUAGAAGGCUUAAAAUUGUUAAGAUAGAAAGGAUGUCUGGGUCUUGCAAUGCAUACACAGUAUUGAAGAGGUUGAUUCCGAGUGUCUUUGAUGUCAAGUUCAUAAGAAAAGCUAAUCUCCAGAGCUAUCUACAUUCAAACAGAGACCUUAUAAUGAGGUCGUCUCUAAGGAUAUUGGGAAGAGAAACUGUUGACCAAAUAAAUUUGUGGGACAGAAUUAAGUGGCAGUAUGGACAAGACUCUGAAGCUCCUCUGGACGAAACUAAGGAUGUUUCUAGUGACAUUUUAAUAUCGGAUUAUUGGUAA